Anopheles stephensi (Asian malaria mosquito) is the source of this 5853-nucleotide messenger RNA. RefSeq names its product aminopeptidase N. Lineage: Eukaryota; Metazoa; Arthropoda; Insecta; Diptera; Culicidae. The transcript has 11 exons. The coding region runs from base 1324 to 4737 and encodes 1137 amino acids. Gene Ontology annotation, biological process: peptide catabolic process; proteolysis. Gene Ontology annotation, molecular function: zinc ion binding; metalloaminopeptidase activity; peptide binding. The record is from RefSeq and is a predicted model, not a curated record. Gene Ontology annotation, cellular component: cytoplasm.
AAAAUUUCCUCUAAAUAACACUCUCCCAUUCAAUCCAACCCUGUGACGAGGGUCUGUUCACCCCUGUUCGGACGGCAACAGCCCGUUCGGGAAUUUUCAACACGGCCGGAGCAUGCGCAACGGCGGACGCCACAUUUGCCAAUUCUAUUCCACGCUUCGUCCUUCAGCCACGCUGUUUCGCAUUUUUAUUGAUAAAUCAAUAUCAGCCUGCCGAAAUGUCAACGAGCGUUUGUGGUGAAUAGAGCGUAGAUUCGAGCGCACGCAAAACGAAAACCGCCAUGGGUGACCGCGGGGUGUAGUGCCGGAUCGUACCGAAAGAAAAAAAAAACAAACAAAACAAACAAAUAACAAAAUUUCGGCACAAACGAACGAUUGCAGGCGGGAAAAACACCAAAUUCGACCAACUUUUACACGCUGUGGAAAUAGUGCUAUUUUACCGUGCGCGCUUUGUGCUAUCAUUUGAAGGAGCGGUGACCAUUUGGUGGUGGCUAGGCGCGAUAACUCACGGCACCCUCGAGAGAAGAUGCACCCCGCAAGGAUGUAACCAACAGGAAACAACAGCAGGAACCAAAGGGGUCAGUCAGUCAGAACCGAACCGAACCGCAAAGCGUACCAAACACUCACAAUCCUCAUCGUUCUAUCUAUACACAGUACUUUUUACUGCUUACCAUAUCGAAAAUACUCAACUUUUGGCUGUUUUGAACGAGAUUUACCGCGUGUGAGCGUUUAGUUCACACUUUUACAAUUUACUCUUGAGCCUGUUACAGUGUACCGGGAAAACCAACAAAAAAAAAGGAAAAAACAUAUACCUGUGCUCCGUCUCCAAUCAGUAUUAUUACCGAAUUUAGAGAGCAAAAACCCUCCACCACCCCCAAAAGCGCACAGUCAGGACUUUUUUCUGCGGCGCACAUAUAUUUAUCUUCCGAAAACAAACCGAAUGCAUAUCAGUAGCAAAUAGUAGUACCUAGUAGUAGUGGUGGCCAUCAUCAUCGUCGUCGUCGUCGUCAAGGAGCAGCUAGUAGAGCUAGUAGGCUGCGGUGCAGAGUUUGGUGCUAGAAAGGGAACCCCGAGAGCAUCCGGGAAGUGGUUCGCGGCGAAAACAUUUAGCAAAAGGCGUCUCGCUGACGUGUGUGUGUGUGUGUUUAUCAACAAGUGGAGCCAUCCGGUUUGGGGCUCGCGCACACACCAAAGUGCGGUCGUAGUCGUCCUCGUGAAUUCUGUUAUUGCUCUGGAGUGUUGUAUUGGUUAGCAAACAACUUGUCAGCGGUUCAGUACAUAUCGCCGGCCACCACGAACGACCACCGGUAAAGUCCACGCCGCACAAUGAAGCGCAGAAAUGACUACAAGGUUGCGAUGGCCGAAAGCGUCGAGUUGGAGCCACUGGGCGGCAUGGACAAGCUGUCCGAGACAGACAGCAAAAAGCGGAACGGCAUAAAUAAGUUCGGUGGCGACAGCUCGUCCCGGCCGGUACGCGAUGGCGUUGCGGUUUGCUCACAGAAACGGGCACUCUUUGUGACAGCAAUCGUCCUGGGAACAUUGCUAGCAACGGCCCUAGUGAUAGCGUACGCCGGUCCACAAACAGUAUGCCCGUGUGCCGGGAAAAUACCGCCCGGGUACGUGCCCGACGGUUACAACAGUUCGGAACCGUUUCAACCGAUCGCAACGAAUGGCCAACCGUUUCCGUGGCUUCUGCCCACGUUACCGAGCAACGUGAAGCCAAAUCGGUACAUUCUGACCAUACAUCCCAAUCUAACGACGCUGGACGUUAAAGGUCAAGUGUCGAUAGAGCUGUACGUGGAGAAGGAAACCAAUUUCGUGGUGCUGCACGCCCAGGAUCUCAACAUUACCGAAAAGGCACUGGUGGGACCGAAAGGAUUUGCGCUGAAAAUUCUUCGCAUGCUGGAGUACACACCGCGCCAGCAGCUGUACAUCGAAACGAGGGAAAAGCUGCGGAAAAAGGCAAACUACACGCUCAGCAUACGAUGGCACUCGAAGAUGAUACUCGAUCAGUUCGAAGGCGAUUUCGAUCUGAAAAAGACAUUAGCAGCAACGGUUCUGAAGCCCGGCAGCACUCGAAAAGCAUUUCCAUGCUUUGAUGAACCACAUCUGAGGGCAGCAUUCAAGAUCUCUCUGUUCCGGGAUCGGUUCCACAUAGGGCUGUCCAACUCGAUCGUGCAGGAUACGGACGAUGUUGGCUUUUACAUGGGAACGGGAUUGCUUCGUGACGAUUUUGCCGAAACACCACCACUUCCACCAGAUUCAGUCUCGUGGGUCAUCAGCGACUUCAAGCGGGAGCUGCUGGAGCCAUCGGCGAAAUAUCAAAAGGUCAACGCGAGCAGCAACGGGGGCCCAGGAGCCGGCACGGGAAAGCUGUCCGCACAAGGCGCAAGUGCAGCAGGACCGGGUAAUGGAAAGGCGGCAACAUCCAAGGUGGCCAAAACGGACAAAAAACCAUUCCGUCAUCUUACCGCCGUACUGCUGUCGAAGAACCUGUUCAAGCUCACCAACAACCCUCCAACCAAGGAACCAUCUCAGAUGUCCGAAGGCAAUGGCACGAUCAGUGCGGUUGAGUCGGGUGCAGUGCCGAAAGCGAACGGUACCGUGCUGCAAGAACAGGAUGCAGUGUGGAACGGUGACACGGCACUGAUACGUACCGCACCGGCCUACUCGUUCUACGCACCUGAAACACACAUCGCCAAGGGUUCGUUCAUUCUGCACACUUCGCGCGAUAUUUUGGAGUAUCUGCAGCAGUGGCUGUCGGUGGCGUACCCACUUUCCAAGCUCGACUUUGUGGCCCUGCCCGCCCUGCUCGACGAUUUGUCCAGCUCGCUCGGGCUGAUCGUGUGUCGGACGUCGUUCCUGAACGAACCGACCGCCAUCUCGUCGAAGGAGUACCACAUGUCGGUGGUAAAAAUUUCCGAAGGCAUCGUUAAGCAAUAUUUCGGCGGGCUUAUCUCGCCCAAAGCCUGGAAGCACAAAUGGCUCUGGGAGGGUCUUAUACGGUACUUGAGCCGAUUCCUGCUGGCCACCAUUCAACCGCUGUGGCCGAUGAAGGAACUGUUUCUGAUCGACACGCUGACGAAGGCACUGGACAUCGAUGCACUGCAGGGCUGGGAAAGCAUCAGUGCCGGGGCCAGCGAUUCCGGCAACAAUGAUCCGUUUUACGUGGACAAAUCGGCCGCACUCAUGUCGAUGCUGCAGUCCGCCAUUGGCGAGCGGCACUUUCGCCAGUGUUUGGGCAAGUUUCUGAAAACUUACCAGUUCCAGACGGCCGAACCGAGCGAUCUGUGGGCGAUCUGCGCGAAACAAGUUAACAACAGCAAGUACGUGAAGGAAAUGAUGAACCAGUGGACCAACACGGCCGCCUUCCCGCUGCUGAACGUGACGAUGAACGGGACCAGUCUCACCGUGAGACAGACCGGAUUCCGCCCGGCCGAGUACCUGGCAAUCUAUGACGAGCCGAUGGAGGACAUCGAGCUGGACGGAGAGACGUCGCGAAGCACCACAACGACAACAACAACGACGGCUGCACCGACCGAUUCUUCGGGCAAGAGUGGCCACGAUGCAGGAUCGCGAUGGAUCUUUCCGAUUCACUACAUCACGGAUGUGCUUAACACAAAUGAGACGUCGAUCGAACACAAGGAACAGCAAAGCUUAAUCAUCUGGCUGAACUCGAGCGAAGUGAUAAUCACGUUAAACCACACCGCCCAGUGGAUCAAACUGAAUCACGGUCAAACGGGAUACUAUCGUGUUCUGUACGAUGAAGCAAACUGGGCCAAGCUGGUGGAGCAGAUGCAGAUCAACAAUGCUGUAUUUAGUACGCAGGACCGCGUCGGACUAGUUUCGGACAUAUUUACCCUUUGCCACGCCAAUCUCAUACCAUGCCACGCCGCGAUGGAAUUAAUAUCGUACUUCCCGAAGGAAAAGGAAUGGGGUCCGAUCGUGCUGGGCACAAGCCACCUCGAGAAGUGGAGAAAAAUUCUCAAAUACUCCGAGUGCUACCUGGUGCUGGCCGAAUACGUGCGUCAAAAUCUGGAAAAGUCCAUCCAAGUGCUUGGCUGGGAAGAUACCGGCGAGGACGAAACGAAGCUACUGCGCCCGGUCCUGAUGCUCAGUGCAGCGCUCUGGGAGGAAGCGGAAACAAUCAAAUUUGCCAAGGGACUGGUGACCAACUUUACUACCCACUCGGUACCGAUACCACCUAACCUGCGCUCCGUCGCCUACAUCGGGUCGGUGCUGUCCGGCGAGUUCCAGUACUGGCAGUUCUGCUGGGAUCGCUACAUGGCCGUGCGGCGCGAGAAAAGCUCCGUGCUGGAGGAGCGAAUGGAGUUGCUGCGGGCGCUGGGCGUUACGAAGGACGCCUGGCUGCAGAACCGGCUGCUCUCGCACGUCAUCACGCUGCCCGUGUUUGAGAUUGUGCAGGUGCUGGACGCGAUCGCCGGUACGCCGACCGGCGGCGCAAUGGCGUGCCGGUUUUUGCAGGCGAAAUGGUUCGACUUCCAGUCGAAGCUGGGCCGCGGCACGGUCCAGUUUGCUCGGGUCAUCUCCGCCAUCACGCAAUAUGGCUCCACAAAGUUCGACUACGAUGAGCUAAAAUCAUUGGUGGCACGAUUCGGGGACGGACCAGGCCUAAAGCUGCUUAACAUGACGCUCAGUACGGUGGCCGCUAACGUGGAGUGGGUCAGUCGCUCACAAGCAUCCAUAUACAGCUGGAUCGAGAGCAAAUAUCACUUUUGAUUAGAGCAGCGAGCGAUAGAGGAUGGGGAGUAGAUUUCGUUUCUCGUGCGAUCCAACUUUUUUCAUCCCUGCGCGGCAACUUCUUUUUUCUUCUUCUACGAUUAUCGAUAUUUUUGGGAUGCCUUCUUUCGAGGGUUGAGACGCGAGAUGUAGCAAAAAUAAGAAACAAAGUGUACGGAAACAAAGAUAGUGACAAACGGAGGACAAUUUCGAAGACAAGCAAGCUGGGGGCGGCAAGAAUGCAUUUAUCGUAGUACAAUCUCAAGACUCCUUUUAUAGAUACCAAGAGGACGGCGCGCUCGUGCAGGAGGCGAAGGUGUUCUUCAAUCUUCCACUGUCUACGGUUUAGGUAUAUAGGUGUAAAUAUAUAUAUUCUACAAACAUAUAAGUUACCAAAGAAUGCAAAGAAUAGUUUGUGUGAUCGACAAUUUAUAUCGUAUAUCUCGCCACUAACUUAAGGAAAGACAUAGCGAAAACCCAGAACAACCCAAACCAUAACAACCAUCAUACACAGAAUCCAAAAACGCUCCGCUGAAACCCCGAUAGUGAUUGAAGGAUGCACAGAAUGCAGACCCAGCAAAGCCCCCCUCCAAUUGGUGUGAUGUUUCGGUGCGUUUAGCUAUUUAGGCUGCUAUUUGGUGCUGAACACGCCCGCUCGGUGUAUGAUGGCGUGUGCGUGUCCCUGCUAGGAAUAGGCACUUUUCUCUUGUCCGCAUGCAAUCUGCAAUCGCCACGCAGGAGCAGGAUGCACCAACCAGAACAUUAACCAACCAUGAGGCAGAGGAUGGAGAGGGAAGGAGAGAAGAUCGUAAGGCUACUCUAGUGAAGAUCAUUAAACUACAAUCCUAUGUUCGGUGUUCAGUGCGUGUGUAUGCGUCUGAAGACCGCCAUGUUUGCAUCAGCAGCGUUUUACGUUGAAUAAUAUGAAUAAUCAGUGUUCAGUAUUGGUUCUAGUGCAUCUAUCAUCACUCCUUUCUCUCUCUCUCUCUCUAUCUAUCUCUCUCUCUCUUUCUGCAACAUGUGUACUUUUCUUUGCAAGUUAAACAGAAACAGGAAACAAGCAAACACGAAACUGCAUACCAUGGAAAACAAACUAAAUAAAUGGUGUGAAAAUGA